Molecule: messenger RNA, 167 nt
Organism: Racocetra fulgida
Lineage: Eukaryota; Fungi; Glomeromycota; Glomeromycetes; Diversisporales; Gigasporaceae
Source: the annotation of a GenBank genome assembly
GGAAAGAUGAAAAGAACUUUGAAAAGAGAGUUAAAAUAGUACGUGAAAUUGUUGAAAGGGAAACGGUUGAAGUCAGUCAUGCCGGCGGGAAUCAAUUUUCUGAUGUUAAACCCUUGGUAGAUGUGAUGUCUGGGAUCGAGGAUUGCAACGGAAACCCUUUGGGCUAG